AUGUCGGUGUCCGCCUAUUUCACAGGUAGUCUACGUGGUUGGUCUUGGAUGAGUGGAAUUAUGAGUUGUAUUUCAAAUUUUGUCACACUCAUUGUUAAUAACCCAGAUUUUACUCGCUUUGCUCCACAUCCUUCAGCGGCUUUCUGGCCACAAUUAUUAACUAUUCCAAUCGGUUUCUCAGUUACGUCUUUCAUUGGCGUAAUCGUUGGCUCGUCAUCAAAUGUGAUCUUCGGUCAAACUAUUUGGAAUCCACUUGAUCUCCUAGGCAAAUUCCUCGACAGUCAGCCGUCAGCUGGAACACGUGCAGGUGUCUUCUUUAUCUCAUUAGCAUUUGCACUAGCUCAGCUCGGUGUUAAUAUUGCAGCAAACUCUGUAUCAGCAGGGUCUGAUCUAACGGCACUUUUGCCAAAGUUUCUCAAUAUCAGACGAUCUAGCUAUAUUUGUGCAAUAGUCGGCUUAGUCAUCUGCCCGUGGAAUUUCCUCACCAGCUCUUCAACGUUUACAACCUAUCUGUCUGCAUACUCCACUUUUCUCUCAUCGAUUGCCGGUGUUAUGAUAUCAGACUAUUAUUUUGUACGCAAAGGUUACCUAGAAAUUGAAGAACUGUAUUCAGGGUCAAAACAAGGUGUCUACUACUUUACAGCAGGUGUGAAUUGGCGAGCAUAUGUUGCAUAUAUCGCGGGAAUUCUUAUCAAUGUGGUUGGAUUUGCUGGUGCAGUAGGAGCACAUGUCUCAACUGCAGCGCAGAAUAUGUACCAUUUAAAUUUCUAUCUGGGAUUUAUUGUUUCUUCAUUAGUGUACUAUGGACUGUGCAAACUAAGUUCAGUGCCAGCCUGUGGUAAAAAGUGGCCAAGUGAAAUUAUUCAUGAUAAUGAUAAUGACAUUGUUCUCGAAGGCGUGACCGUCGAUACGGAAGAACGGAACGGUAGUAUUAAAUUACAAGAUCAGAAAGUAGUCAACAAAAUUACUUACUUUUGA
Messenger RNA from Rotaria sp. Silwood2, 978 nucleotides. NCBI's taxonomy places the organism in Eukaryota, Metazoa, Rotifera, Eurotatoria, Philodinida, Philodinidae. The record is from the annotation of a GenBank genome assembly.